AUGACGCCCGAACUUCCGCAGCUAUCUGCUCAAUUUACACAGGCCAUCGAGCUUAUUGACCAGGCACAUGCGCAAGAUACACGCGAGGCUAAGAACGCCGGUGACGAGAAAGUUCCUUAUGAGCUACAUUACGCCAAGAAAAUGACCUCAUGGUUAGCGAUUCGCUGUCCAGAGGCAUCCCCCGUUUUGCAGGUCGCAUGUCGCGCGCAACACUUCAGGCGUUGGGAGACCCCGCGAAACUCGUUCCCAAUGACCCGACCCGGGUACCUGACCUGGCGUGCAAAGCAAAAGUCACAGGCUGCCUCUCAAGUAGCAGACUUGCUCAGCACAUCUGAAAUACGACCUGCAAUUCCACAAGAAGACUGCGCUCGGGUCGCGGCACUCAUCCGCAAAGAGAAGCUCGACUCGGACCCCGAAGCACAGGCGCUCGAGGACGUUGCCUGCCUCGUCUUUCUGGACGACCAGUUUGACGACUUCGAGAAGCGCCACGACGUUGACGAAGAGAAAAUUGUCAACAUACUGAAGAAGACCUGGGGCAAAAUGAGCCCGCGAGGCAGGGAAAUUGCGCUUGGAAUGAACUUGAGUGAUAAGGCUAAGACCUUGAUUGGAAAGGCACUGGCGAGCGCGGAAGGCUCUUGA
Molecule: messenger RNA, 639 nt
Organism: Akanthomyces muscarius
Lineage: Eukaryota; Fungi; Ascomycota; Sordariomycetes; Hypocreales; Cordycipitaceae
Exons: 2
Coding region: 1-639 (212 amino acids)
Source: RefSeq, a predicted model, not a curated record